Messenger RNA from Camelina sativa (false flax), 1125 nucleotides. The record is from RefSeq and is a predicted model, not a curated record. NCBI's taxonomy places the organism in Eukaryota, Viridiplantae, Streptophyta, Magnoliopsida, Brassicales, Brassicaceae.
AUGGGAGGCCACGAAGGUUUCAGGCUCAGCAACCACCUCUCCUCCGCCACAUGGUUCUCUCAUUUCUGUACUUCAGCUCGCCGAUUUAAAUCAUUGGCUCCUCCGUCAUCUCAGACUGCCACCUCCGCCGACUCUCUGGUUCGUCGCCUCGGCCUUUUCGACCUCAUACUGUUGGGCGUCGGCGCUUCCAUCGGCGCCGGUGUCUUCGUCGUUACCGGAACCGUCGCUCGCGAUGCUGGACCUGGAGUCACGAUCAGCUUCUUGCUAGCUGGAGCAUCGUGUGUGUUGAACGCUCUCUGUUAUGCUGAACUCGCAUCCCGUUUCCCUGCUGUUGUUGGUGGAGCUUACAUGUACUCGUAUUCAGCCUUCAAUGAGAUCACAGCUUUUCUUGUUUUCGUACAACUCAUGCUUGACUAUCAUAUUGGCGCCGCUAGUAUCUCUCGUAGUUUGGCAAGCUAUGCAGUUACUCUCCUUGAGCUUUUUCCAGCUAUCAAGGGCUCUAUCCCUCUCUGGAUGGGAAGCGGCGAGGAGCUCUUCGGAGGGGGUGUGCGAGAAUCUUCCGCUGUCAACUCCUUUAUGACUGCUACCAAGGUCGUCAUUGUUCUCGUUGUGAUUUGUGCCGGUGCUUUUGAAAUUGAUGUUGCAAAUUGGUCCCCUUUCGCGCCUAAUGGUUUUAAAGCAGUUCUGACUGGUGCUACCGUAGUGUUCUUCUCAUAUGUUGGAUUUGACGCAGUUGCUAAUUCUGCUGAAGAAUCAAAGAACCCUCAGCGUGAUCUGCCAAUCGGAAUUAUGGGGAGCCUUCUGACUGGGUAUUCAGUUGUUGCGGCUUGUGUUGUGGCGUUGAGACUGAAUGAUAAAAAAGAAAGAGAGUCGUCCAAUAGAUGGACAUCAAGUUGGCGUGAAGGUGUCACUUGCCUUGUUAUAAUUGCAUGCAGUGGUUUUGGUGCUGGCAUACUAUACCGUUUCAGUGCUUCAGUUAUAUUUAUUCUCCUCUCCGUUGCUGUGGCAGUUGUUGCUUCAGCAGUUCUUCAUUUUCGCAAAGUAAGUAGCCUUAAGCAUAAGCUAACACUCUGCUUAGUUGAAUANNCUGCUAUCAUCUACACAGUUUUUCUUAUAUCUGUUUAA